This is a messenger RNA of Lytechinus variegatus (green sea urchin), 1744 nucleotides long. RefSeq names its product synaptonemal complex central element protein 2-like. Lineage: Eukaryota; Metazoa; Echinodermata; Echinoidea; Temnopleuroida; Toxopneustidae. Gene Ontology annotation, biological process: synaptonemal complex assembly. The record is from RefSeq and is a predicted model, not a curated record. Gene Ontology annotation, cellular component: central element. The coding region runs from base 1 to 561 and encodes 186 amino acids. The transcript has 4 exons.
AUGAAAGGUCAACUGAUGUUACAAAGGAUGGAAUGCCAAAAGGAAAUUUGUGGAGAAACCAAUUUUCCGUCUUCUACAAGGAAUACUUGUAUCAAUGAAUACAAGAAUGAAUCGUGUUCAGCACAGAUAUCAUUGCAAAGCACACAGCAUCAGAAUCAACCUCAUGGAUCCGGGGACGCCUUUCACCAGGCGGCUGGAUUGAGCAACCCAGGUCCGGUUCUGAGGAACGAUGAAAAGAUGGCCAGGGAAGCACCUCUUUUAUCAAGAGAAGAACUGAGUGAAGAAGCUCAGGAGCUGAUUGAUAAGAUUAAUGAGAAAAGGAAGAGAGAUACCAACAUCCUAGAGGACUUUCGCAAAGCUCUUCAAGAAAAGGUGGCGGUGACAUGCAGCGCAGUCGAAGAGCGAAUGUACAGAGUUUAUGAAAAGAGUGGAAAGAACAUGCAGCCCAAACUCCAAGAAUUCUUCGCGACGUUAGACAGAGUAGCAGCUAUUGAGGAGGAACUGACUCAUUUCAAAGAAGCACUCGGUGUCCUUUAUACAGAUAUUCAAUCUAAACCUUGAAUUACAAACCAUAAUGUUUUAUGUUUCCGAAUUCAGGUAAACUUGCUAAAGAGAACCUACCAUAUUUCAAAUAUUCACCCGAGUCGAAGCAAUUUUCUUCGACCAGUUUAGCCGAAACUUUUGUUUAAUACCUCUUCCAAUUCCAAUUUCUCUUAAUUCGAGCACAUUAAUUUGUCCCUAAAAAUUUGACUUGGGCAAAUUUACCUGUAGGCCUAUAUAAACCUAACAAUUCACCUCUGUGUGUAAAUAUGUACAGUCAUCAUUUUCAAUUUAAUUUCUUUCAGUUUGACUAAAUGUUUUACAUUUUGUAAAGAUAAGGUCCUGCUCAGAUAUUUUCUAAUAUCCCAUAUUAAGGGAAAAUAUGAUGAAAGACUCUGAACCUGAAAAUGUUUUAUUUUUCUGAAAUUGGAGACAUCAGCUUUAUAAUUUUUUUUAGAUGAUACUAGUAUUGCCAGCCUUUGGUGAAAGAGGCCGAUAUAGAAAUCACAGCAUGUAUACUCAUCAUCUAAAUCAAAGAAGUGCACCGCAACUAUUCAUACAUGUAUAGCACUGUAUUUGGUGAUAGACAAACAUGCCGAAAAAGGUGCGACAUGGGUAUAAGGGACAAGACUUUCUGAUUAUUAGAAAUUUGCAGCCUCCAACCGGAUCUUUUGUUCUUUAAGAUGUAUCCAGGUUUUUCCUUGCACAAUGCACUCUCCUUUUAAUAUAAAAUAGAGAUCUUCAAAAUGACACAAAUCUUUCAUGACAUAUUGCAAACUUAAUUCCAGUUUAGCUUUUUGGAGCUGCAAGAUGAAUUAUCUCAUUAAGUAUCAAGAAGCAGACACUUCUUUAAAUGAUGGUUUAUAUAAUCUCCAAACUGACCUCAUAUAUUUUUCGGAUACAAAUUUUUGAGGAAGUGAAAUUUCAACCAGUUAAAGCUAUCGUUCUUAAAAAACAAAUAAAAACAAUGCCAAAUUUCAAAUAGCAAACUAUUCUCUUUCUUAGUGUUAAGGGUAUUUGGAAAUAAAAUAAAGAGAAUAUACAUGCCCUUUUUUCACAUUCAAUUCGUACAAGAUAUGAUUUUAAACAUAAGAGAUGGCAGCCAUCAAUAUUGUUUUUGGUACUGUUCCUUUACAAUUUUGGUAUGCACAUGAUCUAACAAGCAGUAGUCUCCUCAAAUAUUCUAUUUCUACUUGGGCUUAAC